AUAUCUUCUUUUUUUCUUCCUGAUCCGAUAGAAAGAAGAUGGCUGGCAUAUUCAGAUAUCCUAGCAAAACAAUGGAUUUUGCAAUACAUGAUCUCUGGAAAAAUAACAGUUCGUCAUGCACGAGGGAUUGUUGUUGGAUGUGCUGGUGCUGGUAAAACAACACUCCUUUACAGACUAAUGGGAAGAACUCCUCAGGAAAUAGACGAAAUAACGUCAACAAGAGGACUUCAAAUCUACGAAUAUGUAUUUACAUUAAAAGAUGGAACCCUAAGAGCUAAAAAAGAACACACUCAAAGCAAACAAUUGAUGUGUUCCAAAGUCCGCCGCUUUCAAGAAGAAAGAAGAAAUAUUUAGUCUAAAUCAAGAUGCAGAUUUCCAUUUAAUGGAUAUUGAGGAGGAUGCUGUCAAUGUUCAAGAGUGUCGAGCAAAUACUAAACCAUUAGCAAUAGAUCUUAAAGACGUAUUGGAUGAAAGGGAAAACGAGACAAGUGUCAGCAUGCUAGAUUUUGCUGGACAAUUUGCUUAUUAUGCAUGCCAUCAAAUUUACAUGAGGUCAUAGGCUUUUUAUACUCUAGUGUUGGAUAUGACUAAAGAAUUUGAGGAUGUCGUAAGCAGUGAAAAAGACGAGCGAAAGGGUUCUGUCUUUUCUACGUGGACUUACAAAGACUAUCUUCGAUUAUGGGUCAACUCCAUCAAAUCGUUCGGUGGUUCUGAUGCAACUGUACUUCUUGUAGCUACACACGCAGAGGGUAAAACUAAGGAUCCGAAGACGAAAUUAUCAAAGACAGGACCACUGUAUCCCUUUUCCAAGACAACGUUUCAAAGAGAUGUGAUGACAAGUCAACUUAAAGCAGAAGUCAGCAGAAGUGUUGGGAUGAUUUACAUCGAUGGUCAUCCUGCAGGGACAGGAUUCCGUGUUGGAGACAGAUAUAUUAUGACUUGUUUACACGUAAUACAGAGCAUUAUUACAGAACAUCGAAAAUUGACGGACCACUCCAGAAUCUUCAUACAAUUUGAGAGGAAGCUUUACCUUCAAGACCGUGAAGAAAAAAAUUCUUUCAACUUUGAACGAUCUGUUCAUUACGUACACGAUGGAUUUGAUGUUGCUCUUCUGGAACUGAAGAAGCAUCACCUUUCAGACGUCGGGUUUCCACCAGCCUUGUCUUCAUUCAGUACAAUUCAGCAGUUUCCUUCAGAGGUACAUCUUAUAGGUCAUCCUGGUGGUGUACAGAUGAAGGAAGACAGCGAAGUUUACCCAGGAAUUAUUGAACCAAAUAAUGAUGUUGACAAAUACAUUGAAGACUUAAGUCAGUGGAGUGUGGGAUAUUUUCCUGAUGGUGUAGACUAUUACAGAGAACUUCGUGAUCCACCAAGGAAAAUCUUAUUCCAUUCAGCGUUUAACCAAGGGUCAUCCGGUUCACCUGGCGUCAUAUUAAGACAACAACGACCAAGUGUGGUUCUCAUCGUAAGGGGCGGUGCUCCAAGUUGUUUUUACGAGAACAAGUUUUCAAACUUGUCAAUAGAAGACAACAAGAAGGUUGAAUAUGGAUAUGCAAUGGAAGAUAUUCAUCAAGAUAUGCGUACCUCACAAAGUGAAAGUAUUAGAAAACUGGCAUCAGAAAUAUUCAAAGAAUGGAUUUAAAACAGUUGUA
Molecule: messenger RNA, 1652 nt
Organism: Saccostrea cuccullata (small rock oyster)
Lineage: Eukaryota; Metazoa; Mollusca; Bivalvia; Ostreida; Ostreidae
Product: serine protease FAM111B-like
Exons: 6
Coding region: 584-1642 (352 amino acids)
Source: RefSeq, a predicted model, not a curated record